CAUCAGCGCGAAGGUAAGAGCUUCGGAUGCAGCGGCGAGUGGGAACGAUUGCUAGACUUAACGGGAUCGAUCUCCCCACCUUCCUUAUUCCGCUGCUUGCAAGUAAGAGAGGGGGACGCAAGAAGGUGGCAACGGUUGUCAAGGCGAGGAGUGGAUGCUACGGAGGGAGACCCACCCGGUCUGGGCUCCAGUUCCCUAAGCUGACUUCAGAGACCUUCAAGGAGCCCCCCAGGGGGAGGGGAUUUCACUGGAGCCUUCCGUCCCCUCCCCCCUCCCCUGCAUGCGUCCCUAGUACACUAGCGGGCAUGUCCUAACUUGCCUUCCCCCGUCUACUGUGUUCCACGCAUUUUCGCCACAGCGGAUUGAUAAGAAUCUCGUCUGAUGGGGGUCUGCCUUAUUUUCCCCAUGCAAAUAAAAACACACUCGCUUCUACCCCUUUUGCUGACAGCAUAAUCCUGAAAUAAAAAGCUCAGCAGGAAGAAAGAAGCUCUCACUUGUAGCAUGUGGGGACAUUUGCUUAGAUCUCAAUAACUCUUGAGUGAAGUGAGACUACAGGUAUUAUUUUUUUGUCAAGUGAGUGAUUUAGGAGCCAGACCUGCUCCCUUUGGAAAAUGGAACUGUUGCUACCUGGUCUGAAAUAAAUACUUUGUAUAUUCGAAUUGGAGAGAAAAGCAACAAAAACAACUCUUCUUCCAAAUUGAGCAUUCCUACAAAUUUUAUAAGAAGGGAUUAAGCCUCAAAGGACAAGGGAGCAUUGAUGUUUGUCUUCAGUGCACUUUCCAUUUUGAUGCCAAAACAGUCCCUUAUUUCAUAAAACACUGAAAUACAGUACGUAAAAAUCCAUUCCUAGGAUACUGGGACCUCUCCUUUCAGUCUUUUGGGAAGCGGUGCAGCUCCCGUCAGUGGCAAUCAAACUCUUGUCAGUCCAAUUAUUCCUAUUUUUGCCAGCUCUCCAUGUGGAGCUCCGCUAUGGAUCUAGUGUUUCUGGUUAUCAAUGGUGUGGGAAUGAUUUUGGACCUCUUGGUUGUCUUGCUGGAUGUCAACUUCUUCCUCUUUUCCACACUAGUGUCCUUCCUCGUCUGGCUCAUUGCAUUUGUUUAUAGCCUCCCCAAUACCUUGGUUGCUUGUGUGAUCCACUGCUGGAAUGGGAUUACGUUAUCCUUGCUAUGCAUAGCCGAAGCAUUGUAUUAUUUGACUCUGGGCUCUGUGCACACCAUCAUCAACAUGCUGCGGGGCUUCUUCUCCAGCAUGGAGAGCUUGAAAGUAGUGGGCCACCUGUUCACCCACCUGACACUUAAAAGCAAAGAUAUUAUGCACCGUGGUUUCUGGAACCUGGUUGGAUCCGGCCAGUCACUUCUCAGGCAAGUGUGUGAAGUGUGUGCCAUCAUCAUGAGCCUUGUGGCUUACUUCGUCAACAGCAUCAUCAACAUCUGCCUCAUCGGAACCCAGAACCUUUUCUCUCUGGGACUGGCCCUGUGGGAAACUGUUGUUGGCCCCUUUCUGAGGGUCACCGAUAUUUUUGCAGCUUUUGUUGCACGGCUGUCCAGCAGUGCCAUUGCUAUGGCCAUCCUCCUGUGGACUCCCUGCCAGUUGGCGUUUGAUCUGCUGGCCUCUGUGAGCAAGCUGCUGCUUAAUGUUUUCUUCCUCAACCUCUAUGGUUUGAUGUUGCUGUCUGUGAUUCUUGCCACCAGCAUCUUAAUCCUCAACCCUCAGCUGACGUGGACACUGGCAAGCCAAAUGUCUGGCUAUUUGAACACCAUGCCUUCUUACCAGCGCCUGCUCAGAGACAUGCGUCGCCUGUAUCAGAUUGUACUCUUGUCAUUGGAGAUGGUCUUGAGCUCGCAAGCUUGGCGCAGGUUAGCUGACUGGAGCCUCCAGAUGGCUAGCUGGAACAGAGGUGGCAGGGGAGGAAACCACCAUGUGGAACAAGAGCAACAGCUUUUGCUUGAGGACAACCAAGAAAGGCCAGGAGGACCUGCUGUAGUUCAGGGACCAGCUCCUCCCGGAGCAACUCAUCCAAGAAGACAAGGGCCACCUGUGACCAAUCAGCAAGCUGUACCCCGUGCCCGCCAAACAUGGCAGGCAGCAGCUCGAGGCAGCAGGAACCAGCACAGAACAGAAGAUGAUCUGGAAUCAACUACACAACGGAGUCUGCAGUCAGGGCAGCACUUGCAGCCUCCUAGUGAAGGACCAAGCACAUCACAUGCCAAACCUGGAACAAAAGAGCAGCUUAAUACUCUGGAGGACGACGAUGACCCAUGGCUUCUUCUGAAAGAACAAGAAGAGCGGAAGAAAUGUGUCAUCUGCCAGGACCAAACAAAGACAGUUUUGCUACUUCCCUGCCGGCAUCUUUGCCUCUGCCAGCAAUGCACUGAAAUCCUGCUGCAGCAGGCCAUAUACCAGCGCAACUGCCCACUCUGCCGGCAGAUGAUCCUGCAGACUCUCAAUGUCUACCUGUGACCUAUGUGGAGGGGAUAGCUUUUUCCACAUUCCUUCAAGCUUUCCAUUGGCCAAAGCAUGUGGGGCUGCUGGCAUUUUGGACCUGCUGUUUUCUAUGGCAGCUGGUUGACAGCAGCUUUAUGCUGAUCGUUGAUAUUGGCAAUGGCUACCCUUUUUUUUAUUUCCAAAGAACUAUUGCAGUCAGUGCAACUUGGAAAAUACUGUGGAUGGUUUCUAUGCACCUCUGUUUUCAUUUUCUUGUUUCUGCCACUAGCCGAUCACAGUAAUCAUCUAGAACUUUGCUGUUGCUAAAGAUGUUGAGCCAUCAUGUUGAAUAUACAAAAGUGUGGCUUAAAAAAACAACUGGUAACAUGUCAGCCAGAAGCUGAUAAGUAAUUAAGGUAGAUUUCUGGUAAGGAGCUACCUGUUGCAAAGAGAGCAGAUUUUUGGGGGGUUUCCUAUAACUUAGCAUGUAAACAACAACAACCCUUAGCAGGCUUGUUUGGUAAACACUUGGGGGAAUAUGUUAAUCCUUCCUCCAUUCUUUUAUUGGGGGUAUGAAACAAUAUUCUCACCCCAGCAUUUCUUUCUAGACUACAGCUCCUGUAAUCCCUGACCAUCAGCCAUGCUGAUGUCUGGAGAGCCAUAAGUUUCCCACCUAUGUUCUAAUAGUGAGACUUCAGCAACCUGAAACUGACCAGAAGGCCAGUUUUAUGGUUCUCUUCAGAAUAUUGUCUAGUUACCUUAACAUGUAUUUGUGCAUUCUGUAGUAGGAAAGUUCAUACUUCCAAGCACUGGUGUGUAGAUUUCUGACAGGUGCUAUACAUAGAAAGGCUCACUAAUUUAGCUUGCACUUUUAAAAACCAUGCACCACAGAAUCCCUACUUUCAAGACGUACUUCCCAAUACCCGGUGAGCAUCUUUUUGAUGUGUAAUUUUGAAAGAGCUGUGGCAGCACUGUCAUUUCCCACCCCCCUCCAGGUUUUCUGUGCUCAUUUGUUUCAAGACUUCAUAUAAAAAGCAAGCUGGACACCAAAUGUGCAGCUGUGGAGCACAGAGACACCACACACUAGCAAGCUGAAGUCAGGAUUCUCUUGUCUCUGCUGGCAUGUAACUUCCACAGGUCACCUAUGCAAAACUAUUACAUUCCAGCUUUGUUGCACAACUGAUUGAUUGAUAUAUAUUUUCACUCUUUGGGGUCCAGCUGGGGAAAGCUGAUGUAACCAAAUAUAGUCGUAACAAGUGGCAAGCCUCUUAUCAACAGUGCUGGAGACUGAAUGGUUUGACUCCAGGCCCUGUUAAGUCUGGUGUGGACUGAUAAUACGAUAAAGCUUUUUAUGGCUACUUGUCUGGGUAAGAUUCAAACAGGGUGGUGACCUCAGUAAGAAAGCCUGGCUCUGGAUCUGAUCGCUUAAAUCCAGAAGACUAAACCAGUCUCCCAGGUGCUAGUAACAUUCGUUCUAGAAGGAAAAUCACAAAAGCAGGAAGGGACAUAGGCUAGAGUGGUUUGUUUUGACUGUUGCACGUGGCAUAAGAGUAACCUCUGGGCUCCCUUUUUUCCAGAUCUAGUCAGAAAGCAUCCAUAGCUCUGCUUCUUGGAAAUUGGGCACGAGAGCAAAUCCAAAAGCAUAGAAAACUCAGUGAAUAGCUGCUGCUAAUCUUCAUCUCUCCUGUGUCUAAAAUGUGGAGCUGAGAAAGACAGAUAGUGGUUUACUCACCUCACCUGCUACCCUGACCAGAGCCAUCUGGUUUCUUGAAUGUUUAAACUGGGGAAAAGAAAGCUGAGAGAUAGAGAUAUGAAACCCUGACAGGUUUUAUAUUUGUGGUGUUCUUUUGAGUUUUCUAAAUUAUUGAAAGCUGUUCCUAGUCAUAAAUGGAGUGCUGCACCUGGGCCAGAGAGAUUUUUGCAACCUUGUUGAAGCUGUGGCAUAACAUGGCUUGAUCCUGACUGUAUAAAAGCACCCGAUAUCAGCGUCCUUCGCAGAAUAGUUUUAAUAGCAUUAGAAUGUGGCUGGCACCCUGGUCCUAAGUGUUUGCUUUGAAAUAUGCCCUGUUGAUUUUAAUAGCACUUCCCAGUGAAUAUCUCUUUGUAACAGAUGAGGUCCACAGCUGAAAGGUCAGGGUGUCAUGAAUUCCACCAUCGUGACCUUAAGCAGCACCCUUUGCAGCAGACUUGAGCAACGCAUCCAGGAGACCUUGCCUUUUGUAACACUGCUCAAAGCCCUCUGGGAAGGUUGUUCAACCCUCACCCCCAAAUGCUUCAGGGGCUAAACUUCACUUUGCAAAAUGAGAAUGAAGACUGGAAUCUCAAAGCGGAUUUUCCCGUCCUGAAAACUAGAGUGUCUACCUUGUUGAAACACAUUGUCUGCUAAGUCACUUGCUAAGAUUUUAUGACACUUGGUUUGAAUGUUGUGGGGGUGCACAGUGUGGGGGUUGCAAAAUCAGAAUUUUUCAGUUGCAUUGUAAAAACGGGACUGUUUUAAACCCUCCCAAAUUGUGGAGUUUUUUUUUUAAAUUUGGAAAGUCUUCUUCAUUAUGUUUUUAAUUUUCUUUUAAUUCUGAACCUUGCAGUUAAAUCUGCACAGUGCUGCUGAAUCGUAACAGAGUAUUUGCCAAGUUCAUUGGUUUUGAGGGAGAGCUGUGGCACCCCCCUGAAUGAUAUGAUGUACUCUCGUGUAAAGCCAAAGGUUUGGUAGCUGAAAAAUGGAUUUGAGCAAAUGCUAAACUGAGUGCCUUAAUGAUGGCAGGUCAGAAAGGAAGACAGUGCUGAAGGCAAGCUAGCUAUAAAGCUAACAAACUCAAGUCAGUUUGUGAUUGUGUGUGUAUGUGUGUAUGUGCAUUUACAUGGGAUCAAAGAGAGUUUAUAUAAUCAGUUGUACUAUGGUUUGGAUCUAGACAGUCAACAUGUGUUACAAGGUAGUAGGACAGACCCUGCAACUUCUGGCUGCCGAUGGGUGGUUCUAUUUUUGUAAUCCUCUACAUAACAAAACUUUCUACAAGUUAAAAUCAAAGUAGCACAUCAGAGAGGCGUUCUUUGUCACCCUGCUUCUUCUUAUUUGCAAGUAGAAAGCUAAUGUUAACAAAUUAUUAUUAUUGUUAUUUAUUUGGAGGGGAGCAUUCAGUAAUGUGAACCUCCCCACCUGCAGUCUGAAUCAGUACAGUGCUCUAGUUCUGCAAGCUUAGACCAGAGUUUACAUGCACUGAUUUGUACUGAGCAACUAAAAAAAUGUGCAAGUUGGAGAGCAACCUAGUUUAAAAUAAUAUGUGAUUUCUCUAACCACCCCACCUCCCAAAAUCUGUAUCUGAGGAGUUUUAUUCCAGUCUUUCUAAGCAGUUAGAUGUGUAGAAGUGCACAUUUUGCAAUUUUUGGGGGGGUGGAGGAUGGAGAAUGGAGCAGGAGCAGAAAUGUAUGGUGUUACAGCAAAGGCCUGCCUACUGUCCUGUGGAGCUAGUUGCUCACUCCUGAUCUGUGCCUUGUUCAAACUGCUGCCCACUCUCACAAACCUUCUGAGUGUUACUUUAUAAGAAGAUGAAGAAGACGUGCAAUUGCCUUUUAUCCAGCACCUGGUCUGUUGUCUCCUCUUGCAGUUGCCCUUCUUGCUGCCUCUGGAGGGGCCUUUUGGUUUGCUUAUGUGGUAAUGGCAAAGUCUAUUCUUUGCACUAUGUAAAUGAUUGUUUGCAAAUUAAAAGGAACCAUUUUUCACAAAAUCAGCUCUUCCCACUGUUCUUUUUAAAUGAUUUUAUUUUAAAAAGGAAGGAACUCGAGGCCGCUCCUUUUUGUUUAUUCCAUUUACGUUUUCUGGGCUGACAUGUCACCGAAAGAGCCUAGUGGCUUUGGUGGAACUGAAGAAUCUAGAUACAAAUCCCACACAGAGCCACUGAGUGGCCUUAGGUAAGUUAUUAUCUCAGCUUCAGUUCCCCAGCUACAUGAUACGGUUGAAAUGAAACCUUCCACAGGCAAUGCAACCACACUUUUAUUUCCCCCAACUUUGAGGACUAGUAAUUUAACACAAAUCACUUGGGUAGCAUUUUCUACAUAAUAAACCAGCUUCUGUGUGAAAGUCUAAAUGAAUGAGGUUUCUGAAGACGUCCAGAACUUAUUGAGAGCAAGUCUUAUCUUGGGUAGCGUUCUGCAGUCGGUAUUUUCCAACUCUAGAUUUAAUCCUUCAGUCUGAGGUUGGCUCCUUAUCUGCAUUCUGACUUGGGGCUGCUGUGAGUUAAAAUUCCAGCAACCACUUCUGCAAAGGAAAGCCCCUUUUGAGGCACAGCUGAAAUCUUGCCAGGCCAGAUCAUUGUGGUCUCUCUGGCAGCCACUGUGAUUCCCUUCAUGAAGUUCAGCCAAGAAAGCGAAACCUAAAUUGAGUGACUCUCUCACCCUGGAAUCCUCCACUAUAGGAUGAGAGAGCUAGCUGGAUAGGUUUCCAGAGCAAGCUGGGAAAAUGCUGAUUAAGAAUUUAAAGAAUGCACCUGGGGUGAUGAUAGUGGUGUUAACAUAUAUUAUGAAUGAGCUGUUUCUCUGUUAAUAACAGUAAAAGCAAUUUACAAUCAAUAACAACAAUGAAUACUUAAAAGAGUGUUCAAAGUGCUUUGCAGAUGUGGUGGGAUGAUGUAGCAACCCUGUAAAUCAGGUUGGUAUCAUUCUUCCAAAAUUUCAGAGGAUGGGGUGAGUGAAUGGGCUGAGGCUGAAAGACAAGUGGCAUACUUUUAUAGCUCAGGGGCAAGUUGCUCAUUUUUAUUUAUUCUGUUUAUUGAAUUUCUACCCACUUUUCCUCCUAAAGGAGCCUGGGGUGGUGAACAUUACACACAGAGACAUGUAAG
Molecule: messenger RNA, 7256 nt
Organism: Zootoca vivipara (common lizard)
Lineage: Eukaryota; Metazoa; Chordata; Lepidosauria; Squamata; Lacertidae
Gene: RNF26
Product: ring finger protein 26
Biological process (GO): protein ubiquitination; ubiquitin-dependent protein catabolic process
Molecular function (GO): ubiquitin protein ligase activity
Source: RefSeq, a predicted model, not a curated record